Bombyx mori (domestic silkworm) is the source of this 647-nucleotide messenger RNA. Its product is annotated as single-pass membrane and coiled-coil domain-containing protein 4. Lineage: Eukaryota; Metazoa; Arthropoda; Insecta; Lepidoptera; Bombycidae. The record is from RefSeq and is a predicted model, not a curated record. The transcript has 2 exons. Bases 127 to 309 code for a protein of 60 amino acids.
GGAAUAAAACAGCUCACCAUGACAUUUCAGUGACGUACAGUGACGUUUCUGACGUGUCCAUAUUCAAAAAUUGUAAAACUUACAUACAUAUUUUUGUUUAUUUUUGCGGAUUUGUUAGCAUUGAAGAUGAGGAAGCUGAAGGGUCCCGUCAAAGAGACAGCUAGGCAGAAAAGGGAAAGAAAACAAGAAUUCGCGAAAAUGCGAAAACAAAUACAUACGAUUGUGUUACCAACUGUCGUUGUAAUAUUUUUAUUAAUUUGUGUGUACGUGUACAUUAAAACGCGACCGUCGACGAUGCACGACGCAUAGCAGUAACUUUAUUAUGUAAAUAGAAUAUACAUUCUUGACUUAUUCUGGGGGUGGUUUUUCAAGUUGUGAUUGGGACUCAAUGUGGUAGCAAGUGAGAGACUUUGUGCUAUAUGUUUAUACUAUGUUUAUUACAGAAACAUUCCAAGUUGUACCAAGCAUAUCAAGGUGUUGUUUAAUAAAAAUAUUUAUUGAAAUAAAAACAAAAAAAAAUAUGUUUUUUUUUAUUCGCAAUUUAAGUGUAAUAUAUUCUACUUUAUAUCACAUAGUUAUUAAGGUUGUUAUUGUUAGUACAAAUUUGAUUUAAAUAAAUAAAAACACUUCAUCAAACUUGCAAAUAA